AUGUCGUCGCCAACUUUGAGUUUCAGUCCGAGCGAUAUCCCCGACCUCACAGGCAAGGUCGCUUUAGUCACUGGCGCCAAUGUUGGAAUAGGGUUUGAAACUGCCUACUUCCUAGCUUCCCACAAUGCAACUGUAUACCUCGCCUGUCGCAGCGAAUCCCGCGCCUUGUCAGCAAUUGAUACCCUCCAAGCCCGAUUGAAGGCUGCAAGGGUCGAUGCAAAACUUUAUUAUCACAACCUUGAUCUGGGAUCAAUCAAAACCGCUAAAUCGUCAGCCGAUGAUUUUUUGACCAAAGAAACCCGGCUAGAUAUCUUGAUAGCGAACGCUGGAGUCCUCGGAAAUCAAUGGACGUCAGAAUGGGAGUACGAACCGAUGUUUUAUACAAACCACCUGGGACACUUUGCAUUCGUUACGACGUUAUUGCCAUUGAUCGAGAAGACUGCGAGUCUAACACACGAUGUGCGAAUCGUCUGUACUACCAGCAAAGCGUUAACCAUGACUUCUCCGACGAUUGACUACAAUUCCAUUACGGAGCGUCCAAAGGACGCGGAUGCGCCUAGACAUCUUGGACAAUUCGCAAAUGCGAUGAAGGUUUACGGACAAGGGAAGCUUGCGAAUUUAUAUUUUGCGAAGGAAUUGGAUAGGAGAUAUAGAGAGAAGGGGGUAUGGGUUAAUGCCCCUCAUCCCGGAUGGGUUGGAGGUACGGAGUUGGGACUUCAUGAGGCGUUUGAUAUGUUUGGGUUUAUUACGAAGAGGAUUGUGAAUUUUUUGCAUACUUGGUUUGCUAUGAAGACUACCGAUGGGGCUGCGACACAGACGUAUCUGGCGACGUCGCCACGUGUGCCGGAGUAUGGGAUUCAUGGACAGUAUUUGAUGCCGCGGAAUAAUUGGUUAUGGAAAUACCAGGGCCCACAGGUGAUUAAUCUUGGUGCGCCGUAUCAAAAUGAGGAGGAGUGGAGUAAACUUUGGCAAUGGUCUGAAGAGGUUGUAAAGAAAGAACUGGCGAAGUAG
Messenger RNA from Orbilia oligospora ATCC 24927, 1011 nucleotides. RefSeq lists its product as uncharacterized. The transcript is spliced from 3 exons. Bases 1 to 1011 code for a protein of 336 amino acids. The record is from RefSeq and is a predicted model, not a curated record. NCBI's taxonomy places the organism in Eukaryota, Fungi, Ascomycota, Orbiliomycetes, Orbiliales, Orbiliaceae.